CCAGCCUAGGGCUAACCCUAACCCAGCUCCCCAGCAUAGGUCUAACCCUAACCCAGACUCCCAGCCCAUGUCUAACCCUAACCCAGCUUCUCAGCCCAGGGCUAACCAUAACCCAGCCUCCCAGCCCAGGGCUAACCCUAACACAGCCCCCCAGCAUAGGUCUAACCCUAACCCAGCCUCCCAGCCCAGGGCUAACCCUAACUCUAACCCUAACCCAACCCCCCAGCAUAGGUCUAACCCUAACCCAGCCUCCCAGCCCAGGGCUAACUCUAACCCAGUCCCCCAACCCAGGUCUAACCCUAACCCAGCCUCCCAGCCCAGGGCUAACCCUAACUCUAACCCUAACCCAGCCCCCCAGCCCAGGGCUAACUCUAACCCAGCCUCCCAGCCCAGGGCUAACCCUAACUCUAACCCUAACCCAGCCCCUCAGCCCAGGGCUAACCCUAACCCAGCCUCCCAGCCCAGGGCUAACCCUAACUCUAACCCUAACCCAGCCCCCCAGCCCAGGGCUAACUCUAACCCAGCCCCUCAGCCCAGGGCUAACUCUAACCCAGCCCCUCAGCCCAGGGCUAACUCUAACCCAGCCUCCAGGCCCAGGUCUAACCCUAAUUCUUACCCACCCUGGUCCUCCUCACUCUACCAGCCCAGCCAGGGGCACCAACCUAGGCAGGAGCAGCAGCACUCAUCCAGCCAGGCCUCAGCGGAUCAUCAACCCUUUGGACGGCCCUACAACCCCCUGCCCACCUCCUGUGUGGGAGAGCACAACCAGUACAAGAUUUGCAACACCGAUGCCUGUCCUCCAGCCAGUAGACACAUCAGAGCGGUGCAGUGUUCUUCCUACAACAGCUAUCCCUUCAUGGGUCGACUGUACGAGUGGGAGCCUUUCAAUGAAGUUUCAGGGGACCAGCGUUGUGAGCUCAACUGUCGUGCGAUCGGUUUCCGCUUCUACGUGCGUCAGUCGGAUAGGGUCAUCGAUGGGACGCCUUGCGGCCAGAACGAGACUUCCAUCUGUGUGGCAGGGAGGUGUCAGAGUCUGGGCUGCGAUGAGUACCUGGGCUCAGGCAAGGUGAUGGACAAGUGUGGGGUGUGUGGCGGGGACAACACGGCCUGUAAGCUGGUGUCAGGGCUCUUCCAGCAGCACAGCCUGAACAAGGUGGGCUACCACAAGAUAGUGGAGAUCCCAGAGGGAGCCACCAAGAUCAAUGUCACAGAGACGGUGAAGAGCAGGAAUUACCUGGCUCUGAAAAGCCGCUCAGGUCGCUCCAUCAUCAAUGGGAACUGGGCCAUUGACCGGCCAGGGAAGUAUGAAGGGGUGGGCACCAUGUUCACCUACCGACGACCCAAUGAGGUCACCAGCACCGCCGGGGAGUCCUUCCUGGCUGAAGGGCCAACCAAUGAGAUCCUGGAUGUUUAUGUGAUCUACCAGCAGCCCAACCCAGGAGUGAGCUAUGAAUUCAUCCUUCCCUCUGACAACCCUCCACAGCACCCCAACCACAGACCUGGAGGGAAUACUCUGCAUGGGCAAAGUGGGAUUGACCACCGGGGCAACCCCAACCAGGAGGGGUACGAUCCAGCAGGAGGGGGCAAAUACCCUCCCCAGGUACCCAACAACCAGGUGCCAGCGGUCCAGCCACCCAAACGUCAGAGAGAAUACAACUGGAAACUGUCUGGGGCAACAGAGUGUAGCGCCUCCUGUGGCAGAGGUAGCAGGUACACCAUCUUCCGCUGUGUCCACAGACUGAGCCAUGAGCAGGUACCAGGGAACCAGUGUGACAGCAGCACCAGGCCCAGUUCACAGGAGGAGCCCUGCAACCUUCAGUCCUGCCCUGCCUUCUGGGACAUUGGUGAGUGGUCGGAGUGCAGUAAGACAUGUGGCCUGGGUAUGCAGCACCGCCAGGUCUUGUGCAGGCAGGUGUAUGCCAACCGGACCCUUAACGUCCACACCAGCCGCUGCCGCCACCUGGAGCAGCCCGAGACCACCAGCACCUGCCAGCUGAAAAUCUGCAGCGAGUGGCAGAUACGAACCGAGUGGAGCGCCUGCUCUGUUCCCUGUGGCGUGGGCCAGAGGACCAGGGAGGUGCACUGUGUCAGCAACAUGGGAGACUUUGUGUCAAACGAGGAGUGCAACAUGAAUCUGCGACCCAGUGACAAUGAGAACUGUGACAUGGGGCCCUGUGCUAAAAGUUGGUUCUUCACUGAUUGGGGGAAUAAGUGUUCUGCUGAGUGUGGGAUGGGCAUCCGGACCCGUGGCGUUCUGUGCCUGACCAAUCACAUCAGCAGCUUGCCUCUGGAGGGGUGUGGCCAUGAGCGCCCCACUGACUCUCAGGUCUGUAAUCACGGCCCCUGUGAGAGUCGCAUCGAGUGGUUUACAGCCCCCUGGAGUCAGUGUUCAAUGGAGUGUGGCUCGGGCAGCCAGCAGAGGGCAGUGGUGUGUCUGAUGAAGACUGACGAGGGGUUCAAUGUAAUGCCGCCCUACGAAUGUUCUUCUCUAGACAAGCCUCUUAAUCAGCAGAGCUGCCACCUCAAGCCCUGUGGGGCCAUGUGGUACCACACAGACUGGAGCGCUUGUUCUAAGACGUGUGAGGGGGGCUUCCGUGUGAGGGAGGUGCGCUGUCUGUCUGAUGACAUGCUUUCCAGUGAGGGCUGUGAGGAGGAGCUGAAACCAGUGGAGAGAGAGGAGUGCAACCCAGAGCCCUGCGUCCCACACAUAGACGAGAACUGUCGAGACAAGUAUUUCAACUGCAAUGUGGUGGUCCAGGCUCGUCUCUGUGUGUACGACUACUACAAGACAACCUGCUGUUCCUCCUGCACACGAGUGGCCCACAGACAGUCACAACACAGAGCACUCAGCUAGCCCCCUCCCCAGGCCUCAGACCUCUAGGGGGCCUGACACAGCACCCAGAGCAGGCCCUCAGUCCCUGGGCCAAACACACUGACCCACAGUGGAGAGGACAGCCUAGAACCUGACUCUGGGUGGACAUUGACUGGACACUAUAAUAUGAGUGCUGAAAAUACAGACUGAAAAACUGAAAGACCGCAAAGAAAGGAAGUGAAAGCCCAACUUGUUUUUGGCAUGUGAGGAGAUUGCCAAUGGGCAAUACGGGAAACUGAAUGGUUCUUGUAGGAUGGUUGUGAAGGACACAUUUAACAGGGCUAUGAGUGGAGGAGCUCUGGUGAGGCGAGAUGAUAGACAGAACACCAAACCGAAGAAUAUGGAACCACUUUAUGGUCUGUAACCAGAAUCCCCUCCAGUAAAAGUUCCUGUCUGGGUUUAUAUUGUGUUUCACCGGAAGCAGUUUGGCGCUGCCAUUCACCUGAAUGGGUUAAGGUCUAGAAAAAGGUCUUUGGCCGAAACGUUGAUAGAAUAAACAACGUGCAGAGGUAA
Oncorhynchus kisutch (coho salmon) is the source of this 3385-nucleotide messenger RNA. RefSeq names its product thrombospondin type 1 domain containing 4 (gene thsd4). Gene Ontology annotation, molecular function: metalloendopeptidase activity. The record is from RefSeq and is a predicted model, not a curated record. Gene Ontology annotation, biological process: extracellular matrix organization; proteolysis. Lineage: Eukaryota; Metazoa; Chordata; Actinopteri; Salmoniformes; Salmonidae. The transcript has 14 exons. Gene Ontology annotation, cellular component: extracellular matrix. The coding region runs from base 68 to 2854 and encodes 928 amino acids.